Nasonia vitripennis (jewel wasp) is the source of this 3725-nucleotide messenger RNA. It is a transcript of the gene PIG-O, whose product is annotated as GPI ethanolamine phosphate transferase 3. The transcript is spliced from 5 exons. The record is from RefSeq and is a predicted model, not a curated record. Gene Ontology annotation, molecular function: mannose-ethanolamine phosphotransferase activity. Gene Ontology annotation, cellular component: endoplasmic reticulum membrane. Bases 418 to 3603 code for a protein of 1061 amino acids. Gene Ontology annotation, biological process: GPI anchor biosynthetic process. NCBI's taxonomy places the organism in Eukaryota, Metazoa, Arthropoda, Insecta, Hymenoptera, Pteromalidae.
CAGAAAAUCGACGGUAACCAAUAGGAAUCAGUUCUAAAUGCAGCCAUCUCUGCAGUCGCACCAUCAGCGCUGUUUGCUAUAAUGUGUAAAAACUGAAAAGUGUGUCCGCACGUCGAGGUAGCGACGAUGUCUCAUAUCUUCCUCUUUGUCGAUGAUUUUUUCCAAGAAGAAUAAACAUUUUAAAGUACACACUGAUAAUAAUGCGGUGAUACGAUUCAUAACCUUAAAUAUUUUCUACUGACAGUUUACUAUUCCAAUGAUGUAUUGACACAAACAUACUUGAAUCUUUUAGAAGAAAAGCACACACGGUCAAGUCAGUGCAAUGUUAACGUAGUUUUUUCAACAGUGGCAAAGGUGUUAUGAAAGCUUCUCACAGAGAUCGUAUACAAAGCGGAAAGUUGUAAGACACCUUUAGCCAUGGCAAGACUCUUUGGUUACAUAUCCAUAUUGUUCUGGGCCUCCUUGUCCAUGAUCUUUGGCCUUUUUCUCUUUACCAAUGGAUUUUUUCUCCGUCGAAGUGUGAGAACCGAGCAGAGUAACUGUUCUUUUACUCAAAAUGAUUUAAUUAAUUUGGAUGAUCCUCUUUUCGCUGCCACCGAGUGUCUGAAGCCACGUGCACGCGUGAUAUUACUGAUUGUAGAUGCUCUCAAGUAUGAAUUUGUUACCAAAUUUCACGAUGCUGCUUCAGCAUCCACUUUUCACAGAAACAAAAUUCCUAUUAUCAGCGAAACAUUGCAAAGUCAUCCAAAGAAUUCUAAAUUGCUAAAGUUUAUAGCUGAUCCACCUACUACAACGAUGCAAAGAUUGAAAAGCAUAACUACAGGAACAUUGCCUACAUUCAUAGAUGUACAUAAUAAUUUUGCCGCAGACAAUAUUGUAGAAGAUAAUUUCGUUCAGCAGAAUAUAGAUAAUGGAAACAUUUUUAUGGGAGAUGAUACUUGGACCAAACUAUAUCCUAAUAAAUUCUUAAGAGAAUAUGCUGCUCCUUCAUUCGAUGUAUCAGAUCUCGAUACAGUUGAUCUUGAAGUUAAGAAGUGGAUUUUCGAGGAAAUUAAAAAUAAAGAUUGGUCACUUUUAAUAGCACACACCUUAGGUGUAGAUCAUUGCGGUCACAAGCAUGGAAUGCAUCACCCAGAAAUGCUAAGGAAAUUGAAUGAAACUAAUUCUUUUAUACAAGAUCUCAUUGAUAAAAUUAAUGAAGACAAAAAUGACACAAUACUCUUUGUAGUUGGAGAUCAUGGCAUGACUGAGAGUGGUGAUCACGGUGGUGACAGUGCAGAUGAGAUUGAAGCAGCCAUGUUCGUUUACUCAACUUUGCCACUAAUAGAUACAAGCACAAAUUUUGAUAUUGAAAAAAAAUUUAUAGUAAACCAGAUUGAUAUUGUUCCAACUAUAUCGGUUAUUUUAGGGAUUCCAAUACCAUUUUCAAAUAUUGGAAAUUUGAUUAUUGAAGCAUUACCAAGCAAGCCUUUAAAGUCGUAUGAUUUUAAUUUUAUCGCGCAUUCUGUAUGGCGUAAUGUAUUACAAGUCCAGCAUUACAUAGAUACUUAUUCAUCUGAAAAUUUUCUUUCUGAUGAAAAUAAGCUAGAAGAAUUGAAGAGUAUAUAUAAUGAACUUUUUAAGAAGAUAGAGUUUGUUAAAAGUGAUAGUGACUUGAAAGAUUUUAUAAAUAUAGCUGAUAAGUAUUUUACAACAGUGCGAAGAAUUUGUUACGAAGUAUGGGUGCAAUUUGAGCCUAAUUUAAUGUCAAGAGGUCUAGUUUUAUUCUUCUGCUCAAUGUUUGCAUUUUACAUAGUGAUUAGUGGAUUGAUAGGAAAAAGAAUGCAUUCAGUAUUAGAAUCUUCUUUUUUGACUUGUGUAUUCGCUGCAGUCUCAAUAAGUUUGACAUCGAUUUUUGUACUGUAUUGGCUGCAAGUGUUAGAUGACUUUGAAAAUACAUCACUCUUCUUUGGUGGUCUGCUUCCAAUCAUUUGUUUUGCAAUUUUACUAAUUCAAAAUUGGGAUUAUGUUUCAAUGACAUGGUAUGAAGCAUCUCGACAGAAGAAAACUUUAAUAAGUGUUUUUUCAAGACUGAUUUUAUUAGCAACAGUUUUUGGUGUAUUUUCAAACAGUUACAUCAUUGAAGAAAAUAAAAUUUUAUCCUACUUUCUCAUAACACUGUUUUGUUUUCUCAUUUACUCUUUGAAAACUAAGAGUACUACUGAGACUUUAGAUAAAAAAGGGAAAGGUUUGGGAAAGUCAAACAAGAGGAUACUCUACGUUUCUAUGUCACCAUUGCUAGUCUUUGUUAUUUGCUUACUAAUUAGAAGUUCAAACUACUUUUGGAGGUAUAGGGAAGAGCAGAAACAGAAGAAUGAACACGAACAAGAUUAUGUUAGCUUUGUUAUUGGAAAAGCAGGGUCAAUUGUUUCAAAAGACAUGGAAAUGAUUUUUGUUGGUAUUGCCAUUGCAUCACUUGCUCUAUACAUCACAGUAACGAAAAUUUGGCUUCGCGAUUGCGGAAAUUUAUCCGGAUAUUCUCCAAGUGUGAUCUUAGCCAGAUUUACUCCAGGGAUCAUAGUUGUUGCUACUUCAUGCUUUUGGAUCCUGAAAUUGCAACGAAAUUCUAAACUGAAUCCUACUCUUGCACAACGCGUACAUGCAUUGCCAUGGAUUGUUUACAUACUUUUUGCAAACGCUGUAUUCUUAAUAUUUUAUCGUCCAUUAACAGUUUAUUUACUUCCAAAAGAGAGAGACAGUAUAAGCAUUUACCAAGAGGAAACUUCGGUACCAAGGAUUUAUGAAAAAAUAAAAAAUGUUCUAUACAAAAAGAAGAGCGAAGACGAAAAUGAAAUGCCAAUAGUUUUUGGACUGGGAACAGUUUACAGCGCAUGUUUUAUUUUACUCAGCAUGUUUUUAUGCCUAUUAUACAUUUUACUACUUGGAUUUGUAAUAGCUCCAAGUGUAAUUUUGAUGAAUCUAGUAUGCAUAGGAUUAUUGUAUGUUAGUGCUCUGGAUAGAAUUCGCAGUGCUACGAAUUUUGAGGAACUUUUGCAUGUUCCAAAUCCAGCUAUCUUAUGUUGGUUUCUCAUUGCUGAGUAUUUCUUCUAUGCCACUGGUCAUCAACCAAGUUUUUCAACAAUCCACUGGGAUGCUGGAUUUAUAGGAAUUGAUGGUUCAUUACAACUGAACUCAAUUCGAGCAAUACUCAUUGGAAUGAACACAUUUGGUUCGCACAUAAUCCUAGGAAUGGCGCUUCCCCUUCUCAUAUUUGCGCCAUUUACAUUGCGCUUGGUUUUCCCUAAUUUAACAAAAUCUGCAAAGACUCAAUGGGAUGACGUGAAACGAGGUGAACUUGUUUUGUUUCAAAAUGAUACCCCAUUUCAUUCUGAAGUCUUCUCUGUAGCUGGGAAAUACAUUUUAUAUCAUGCAGUUAGAGUGUUUGUAUGCAUGCUUGCUGCUAUGGUGCAUUGUAGGCAUCUCAUGGUCUGGAAGAUUUUUGCUCCAAAACUUAUUUUCGAAGGAAUAAGUUUUAUUGUUACAGUUGGUAGUGUUUUAACGUCGUUAUUGUUAUUGUUGAGAAUUGAGAAACGCAUUGAAAAACUAAUUACUCAAAUUACUUGAAUUGAGCGACGAUGAGUCUGAAAAUCAGGUAAUAAUUAUUAGUGACAUGGACUGUAUUAAAGAUUUCUAAGUCACGGAGGUAGAAGAAUAAACAAAUACAUGCUUUUUAACGUACAAACGCU